Molecule: messenger RNA, 2335 nt
Organism: Fusarium oxysporum Fo47
Lineage: Eukaryota; Fungi; Ascomycota; Sordariomycetes; Hypocreales; Nectriaceae
Product: histidine--tRNA ligase
Exons: 3
Coding region: 198-2096 (632 amino acids)
Biological process (GO): histidyl-tRNA aminoacylation; mitochondrial translation
Cellular component (GO): mitochondrion
Molecular function (GO): ATP binding; histidine-tRNA ligase activity
Source: RefSeq, a predicted model, not a curated record
GGCCAGGCCAGUCAAUUCCUUCUCCCACUGGAAAGGUUUUAUGCUCGAUUGACUUGCUUGCUGGACUGUACCCAAAGUGUGACGCGUAUCCCCGUCCCGCCGCUCGCAUGAUGAGCAUCGGCCUCCAUUUUUGUGGUGAAUUCCAAAGCUUCAAUUUCCUCUGAGGGCGUCGCGUCCUCGCAUCAAAUGAUAAGGAGAUGAGGCCAAAAUCAGCCCCAAUCAAAUCCCUUUCCCUGAGCCGCAUUACGGCAAGACCACUGUCGUCCACACCUGCCUGUCGGUGUCCGCCUUCCUGCCUUGCUCUUACUCGGAGGUAUCGUCAUUCAAAGUUCCUCAGCCUUGACCCCUCCAUCACAGUCUUUUCCCUGCCCCGCUACGCUUCUUCUUCCUCUUCCCCUUCAAACCCCACCACCACUCUAGAGUCUCCCACAUCACUCGAAAUGGCGCCCAAGAAUAAAUUCGAGCUCAAGACCCCCAAGGGUACAAAGGACUGGGAGGGAAAGGAUAUGGUUAUCCGUGACCACAUCUUCAACACCAUCACCCAAGUCUUCAAGCGCCACGGAGGAGUCACGAUCGAUACCCCCGUCUUUGAGCUCCGAGAGAUUCUCGCUGGAAAAUAUGGAGAGGACAGCAAGCUCAUCUACGACCUUGCUGAUCAAGGUGGUGAGAUCUGCUCUCUGCGAUAUGACUUGACAGUCCCCUUUGCCCGCUUCCUCGCCAUGAACAAGCAAAUUCAAAACAUCAAGAGAUAUCACAUCGCCAAGGUCUACCGCCGAGACCAACCUGCCAUGACCAAAGGUCGCAUGCGAGAAUUCUACCAGUGCGAUUUCGAUAUUGCCGGCACCUACGACCCCAUGCUGCCCGACGCCGAAGUCAUCCGCAUUAUUACAGAAGUCUUUGAGGGACUUGGUUGGAACGGUGGAUACACGAUCAAGCUGAAUCACCGAAAGAUUCUUGACGGUAUUUUCCAAGUCUGUGGAGUGCCUGAAGACAAGAUCCGCACCAUUUCCUCGGCCGUCGACAAGCUCGACAAGCUGCCUUGGGCUGAUGUGCGAAAGGAGAUGACCGAAGAAAAGGGACUUGAUGGUGAGGUCGCUGACCGAAUCGGAGAGUGGGUUGUUCUCAAGGGCAAGCAGGAUCUACUGCAGAAGCUUCAGAGCACAGAGAGCUUGGCCGCGAACGAAUCCAUGAAGAAGGGAAUGGAAGAUCUUGCUCUGCUGUUCGAGUACCUAGAGGCCUUCGGCUGCCUGGAUCGAGUUUCUUUCGACCUCAGCUUGGCUCGAGGCCUCGAUUAUUACACCGGACUUAUCUACGAGGUUGUCACCCAAGGCUCUGCUCCUGAGGUCACACCUGGGCAGGAGAAUGCUGAGUCUAAGCCUUCCAAGAAGAAGGGCAAGAAGGGUUCUGAGGAUGACGACCGUUCCGAUGACCCCACAGUCGGCGUAGGAAGUGUGGCUGCCGGUGGCCGGUACGACAACCUUGUUGGCAUGUUCUCUGGCAAGAGCCAAAUCCCCUGUGUCGGUAUCUCCUUUGGCGUUGACAGGAUCUUCUCUAUCACCAAGGCCAAGAUGGCCGCUGAGAAGAAUGCUGCUGUCCGUAACAAUGAUGUCGAUGUUUAUGUCAUGGCCUUUGGACAGGGAUAUUUGAAAGAACGCAUGUCAGUGUGUGCCAAGCUGUGGGAGUCUGGAAUCAAGGCAGAGUUCCUUUACAAAGUCAAGCCUAAGCUGCCCGCACAAUUCAAGGCCGCCGAGGCGAACGGUGUGCCAUUUGCUAUCUUCCUCGGCGAAGAUGAAGUCAAGUCAGGCAAGGUCAAGAUUAAGGAGAUGGGACUCCAAGAAGGUCAUCCCGAGAAGGAGGGUAUUCUUGUCAGUAUGUCCGACAUGGCUAAGGAGAUCAAGGUUCGGCUUCAACGCAAGCGAGAGCUUGACGAGAUGACCAGGCAAGCCGAGGGCCUGAGGGUUGUCCAUGGUAUCAAGGGCGAUGAGGUAAAGGAUGCGGAGAAAAAGGUUGAGGAUGCCAAGCCUGAAACCACACCAGCAGCAGUCGAAGCGACUCCAGGAACGGAAGAGCCAGCUCCCAGUAAUCCGACAGCAUAAGUUCUUUGUGACGAACCUCAAUAAAACAGUUAAAACGAUGGCCGUGGCGUUAAGUCUUAAUAGAGAGGACGAUCAUUGCACGAAGUCACUGUUCGCAUGAAUGGAUGAUUUCACUUAUUGUCAAUCAUGGGUAACAAAGUUGAGGAAACACGUUGUUCCGUGAAGCCAAUCGUAGUCGCCUGUUUUUCUGUUUCGCCUUUGCCUAGCGCAGCCACGUUUGUUCCUCUCUACAACAAAAC